Messenger RNA from Strongylocentrotus purpuratus (purple sea urchin), 1973 nucleotides. RefSeq names its product gamma-aminobutyric acid receptor subunit beta-2-like. Bases 235 to 1758 code for a protein of 507 amino acids. NCBI's taxonomy places the organism in Eukaryota, Metazoa, Echinodermata, Echinoidea, Camarodonta, Strongylocentrotidae. Gene Ontology annotation, molecular function: neurotransmitter receptor activity; GABA-A receptor activity; extracellular ligand-gated monoatomic ion channel activity. The transcript is spliced from 9 exons. Gene Ontology annotation, cellular component: neuron projection; membrane; synapse. The record is from RefSeq and is a predicted model, not a curated record. Gene Ontology annotation, biological process: monoatomic ion transmembrane transport; regulation of membrane potential; signal transduction.
AGUAACGUAAGUUUAGCACUGUGUUAUGAAUGCCGCAUCGCGAAUACGCCGGUGGCCCAUCAACUCAUCGCCGUCCCUUCCCCGCGACAUAUACGUACUCAACGUCUUUUAUCAUUUUUUUUUUCUUGAUGGCGCUCGGAGAUUGGGAACGUACAGGUGCAGUGUGGAUACAAAUCUUCGCAACAUAAAGAGGCCGACAUUGGAUAUUUGCUUGUGAUUAUCAUCCGGAUAAAUAUGACCCUGCUUUUGGUUCUGAUAUCGCCGUUGCUUUUGUUUCUUACGCUUCGAAUGGGCUCGGGAUUAGUGCAAUGUAGAGAACUCGAGGCGCGGAAAAUGGACAAUAGUCGGCGAAUAGCGAACAUAACAGCCGCCAUUAAGGACAUGCUGGAAGACUAUGAUAUCAGAUUGCGGCCCAGAUUUGGAGGUCCAGCCAUUGACAUAGGUAUAGACAUCGAGAUAGUAUCAAUAAACAGCAUUUCAGAAGUUAAUAUGGACUACACAUUAACCAUGUACUUCCGGCAGCAUUGGAAAGAUGAACGGUUGUCGUAUGACCCUUGCCUUGGCAACGUCUCCCUCAGCGGUAUACUAGCGGAACGCAUCUGGGUACCCGACACUUACUUCCCCAACGACAAGCGUUCUUUCGUCCAUGACGUCACAGUCACGAACAAACUCCUUCGUUUCCAUCAUGACGGCACAAUCACAUACGGCAUGAGGAUUACAAGCGUUGCUUCGUGCUACAUGGAUUUAGUGCAUUACCCUAUGGACGAACAGAACUGUUCCCUCGAAAUUGAAAGUUAUGGUUACACAACAGCAGAUGUCAACUUUGUAUGGCAGUAUGGAGACGAUUCAUUAGAGGGCGUAAACAAUAUCGAAAUGGCUCAGUUCACAUUAAGCGACUACAAACUCAUAGUCAAAAUGCAGAAUUUUUCAACAGGUUCAUAUCCUCGACUGGCGUUGACGUUUAGGAUCAAGCGAAAUGUGGGUUUCUUCUUCCUUCAGACCUACCUUCCAUCCAUCUUACUCGUCAUGUUGUCCUGGGUGUCCUUCUGGAUCAACCAUGAAGCAACAUCAGCCAGGGUUUCACUGGGUAUAACGACCGUCCUGACGAUGACCACCAUCAGCACGGCGGUUCGGCAGUCGCUGCCCAGGAUCUCCUACGUCAAGUCAAUCGACAUCUACGUCAUCACCUGCUACUCUUUCGUGUUCGCGGCCCUGGUCGAGUACGCCAUCGUCAACUACAACUACUGGCUUGAGCAGAAGAAGAAGGUGAAGGAAGCGCACGGCAUCAAGAACAACCCCACGCAGAACAGCAAUAAUAAAAAACCGCCUGAAGUAAGAUAUGACCAGUUACAGCAGUUCAACCCUCAGGUUGCACUACGGCUUUCGCAGGUCGAUUCCGAAGACGACAUCCUCGAAGACGAUGAAAUGAAGAACAGCAUGGGUAUGGACGCUCUCAACGGUAAUGACCGCGGUCAUCGCCGAACGUCGCUGACGUAUAGACCGCAGCACCGAAACAACGCCCAAAACAACGCGCGCAAUAACACGGCAUACGGACCGCGUUAUACGAACGUCAACCCGAGCAUCACUAGACGCCGAAAAAAGAAGCCGAAGAGAAUCCGAGUGUUGCCGAGGAUCCGAAAUGUAAAUACAGUCGACCGAGUGUCGCGAAUUCUCUUCCCGUUUUUGUUUUUAUUAUUUAAUGUAUUAUAUUGGGUCGGGUAUCUCUACGUGUUGCCUAAUAGGUCAAAAAAUGAAUAGUUGUAAUACAUAUAUCAGCAUUAAAUAAGUAACAUGUAUUAGAUACAUUAUAUCUUCACAGUGUAGUUAUUUUAUAGUCGGAGCAACGAAGCAAUUACUCGGUUUUCUUUUUUUUUCUACUUAUGAAUUACACUUAGCCUAAAGUAUACAUUACAUUGCAAGUUAGAUAUUUUAUACUAUCAUACGAAAAAAAAUCAUAAACAUGUGAAUGCAUG